Suhomyces tanzawaensis NRRL Y-17324 is the source of this 1251-nucleotide messenger RNA. RefSeq lists its product as uncharacterized. Gene Ontology annotation, cellular component: cyclin/CDK positive transcription elongation factor complex; nucleus. The record is from RefSeq and is a predicted model, not a curated record. Bases 1 to 1251 code for a protein of 416 amino acids. The transcript has a single exon. Lineage: Eukaryota; Fungi; Ascomycota; Pichiomycetes; Serinales; Debaryomycetaceae. Gene Ontology annotation, biological process: positive regulation of DNA-templated transcription, elongation; regulation of transcription by RNA polymerase II. Gene Ontology annotation, molecular function: cyclin-dependent protein serine/threonine kinase activator activity.
AUGUCAGUGAAAACCCCAAACACCCAUCCCGGGAUCUCUCCCGGCGUGGUAGACUCUUCAAAGUCGAACCUAACCCCCAACGGAUCUAAUCUGUCUGGUAAACCCCGUCCUAGCGUGACUCAAAUUUCCCGACCAUUCUUCACAUCAUCAGAAUUAUCAUACCUUCACUCGCAAACUAUAGCCGAUUCCAAGAAGCUAGUGUUUACACAAAGGAAACAUCAGAUCUUCCAGUUUGUCUUUCAAAUAGUAAAGGCACUCAAGUUUCCUUUGAGAGUAUUGAGCACAUCCAUGAACUAUUAUCAAAGGUUUUAUCUUUUCAACAAGUUUGAGGAUGAAGAAAAGGACGAGUCCACCAGCGACGAUAACGAGCUAGAAAAAGAUCCAUACGUCGUGGCUUUGACAUGUGUAUUCUUGGCCACCAAAAAUGAAGAUUGUAUCAAGAAAUUAAGAGAUAUUCAGGUGGUUGCCAACAAAAUAAGAGAUAUCGAUGAAACAUCCAAGGGACACAACGGUUCUGGAAGUAACGGAGCUUCGGGAGGAUCCAGAAAUUCAGAUUCCUUGGCAGAGGCUCAAAGGAAGGCUAUUAUGUCUUUGGAAUUCAAGCUCUUGCAGUUGAUCAAAUUCGAUUUCAUUAAUGGAACAGUAUUGACCUUGGACUCGAUCGACUCCCUUACCAUCCAGUUCUGCAAGAAACUAGGCAUAAAUUACAAGAUCUCGAUGUUCAGCUGGUUGAUUGCAUUUGAUAUUAUGUCCACUCCCUUAUGCUUGAUGAUUCCAUCGCAUUGUAUUUCUCUAGCCAUCAUCAUCGUGACCCUCAACCUCAAGCCAUCUCAAAUUACCACCAAAUUCACUCCUGUUGAGGAUCUCAGUGAAGUCAAUUUAGAGGAAAUAUUGGAAGGCAUCGAUUGCUACGAGCAGUUUAGGUGUCCCGAACCAUUGGUCAACGAAGCCAUUAUCUACAUUCUUGACUACUACAUUCAUCAAAUGAAUUACUCUAUUUUGAACGAGUACAUUCCGGCUAUCGACGAGGAGACCGGCAAGGAGCAAGUGUUCAAGUUCAUGGAGUUGAAAUCAAGAUUCAAUGACUUGACCAAAAUGAACCAGAAGUCAUGCUUGAAGAGACAGCUCUUGGAGUCCGACGAGUACUUGAAGGUAUGGGAUUAUUCUGUGGCUAUGAAAGGUUCGGCCAGGUUCAUGUUGAGCAACAAGAGAAGAAGGUUCAGCGAAGAAAUCGACUUAGAGGCCGUCUAA